UCUCUCACGCUCUCAACCCGCGCGCGCACCUACACACUUCUUUAUGUCAUCACGUGCUCCUCCUCACUCUUCCUCUCUCUCCUCACUACAAAAACCAUUCUUCAACUUACAACACACAGUGUUUUUUUGUUCCACUAAAUCAAAAUCUCUCAUUCUCAUUACCUUUAUUCUUUUGAUUUUUUUCGUUAUGUUACUAGUGGAGAAAACCAACCUCACUUCACAAUGCUUCAACCGUAUUUCUGAUAAGAAGAAAGAAAGAUGGAAGACACACAACAACAACCCAUGGCGUGUUUUGUUUCUCUUAUGUAUGUGGAGUCUUGUUGUGCUCCCUUCAUGCGUGAGACCAGCUUUGUGUGAAGAUGAAAGUUGGGACGGAGUGGUUGUGACAGCAUCAAACCUCUUAGCACUUCAAGCUUUCAAGCAAGAGUUGGUGGACCCAGAAGGGUUCUUGCGGAGCUGGAACGACAGUGGCUAUGGUGCUUGUUCAGGAGGUUGGGUUGGAAUCAAGUGUGCUCAGGGACAGGUUAUCGUGAUCCAGCUUCCUUGGAAGGGUUUGAAGGGUCGAAUCACUGACAAAAUUGGCCAACUUCAAGGCCUUAGGAAGCUUAGUCUUCAUGAUAACCAAAUUGGUGGUUCAAUCCCUUCAACUUUGGGACUUCUUCCCAACCUUAGAGGGGUUCAGUUAUUCAACAAUAGGUUAACUGGUUCCAUCCCUUCUUCUUUAGGUUUCUGUCCUUUGCUUCAGUCUCUUGACCUCAGCAACAACUUGCUCACAGGAGCAAUCCCUUAUAGCCUUGCCAAUUCCACCAAGCUUUAUUGGCUUAACUUGAGUUUCAACUCCUUCUCUGGUACUUUACCAACUAGCCUAACUCACUCAUUUUCUCUCACUUUCCUUUCUCUUCAAAAUAAUAAUCUUUCUGGCAACCUUCCUAACUCUUGGGGUGGGAAUCCCAAGAGUGGCUUCUUUAGGCUCCAAAAUUUGAUCCUAGAUCAUAAUUUUUUCACUGGUAAUGUUCCUGCUUCUCUGGGUAGCUUAAGAGAGCUCAGUGAGAUUUCCCUUAGUCAUAAUAAGUUUAGUGGAGCUAUUCCAAAUGAAAUAGGAACUCUUUCUAGGCUUAAGACACUAGACAUUUCUAAUAAUGCCUUCAAUGGGAGCUUGCCUGUUACCCUCUCUAAUUUAUCCUCACUUACAUUGCUGAAUGCAGAGAACAACCUCCUUGAAAAUCAAAUCCCUGAAAGGUUAGGUACAUUGCGUAAUCUUUCUGUUCUGAUUUUGAGUAGGAACCAAUUUAGUGGACAUAUUCCUUCAAGCAUUGCAAACAUUUCCAUGCUUAGGCAGCUUGAUUUGUCACUGAAUAAUCUCAGUGGAGAAAUUCCAGUCUCCUUUGAAAGUCAACGUAGUCUUGAUUUCUUCAAUGUUUCUUACAAUAGCCUUUCAGGUUCUGUUCCACUUCUACUUGCCAAGAAAUUUAACUCAAGCUCAUUUGUGGGAAAUAUUCAACUAUGUGGGUAUAGCCCUUCAACCCCAUGUCUUUCACAAGCUCCAUCACAAGGAGUCAUUGCCCCAACUCCUGAAGUACUGUCAGAACAGCACCAUCGUAGGAACCUAAGUACCAAAGACAUAAUUCUCAUAGUAGCAGGAGUUCUCCUAGUAGUCCUGAUUAUACUUUGUUGCAUCCUGCUUUUCUGCUUGAUCAGAAAGAGAUCAACAUCGAAGGCUGAGAACGGACAAGCCACGGGGAGAGCAGCCGCUGGAAGGACAGAAAAAGGAGUCCCUCCAGUUGCUGCUGGUGAUGUUGAAGCAGGUGGGGAGGCUGGAGGGAAACUAGUCCAUUUUGAUGGACCAUUGGCUUUUACAGCCGAUGAUCUCUUGUGUGCAACUGCUGAGAUCAUGGGAAAGAGCACCUAUGGAACAGUGUAUAAGGCUAUUUUGGAGGAUGGAAGCCAAGUUGCAGUGAAGAGAUUGAGGGAAAAGAUCACUAAAGGUCACAGAGAAUUUGAAUCAGAAGUCAGUGUUCUAGGAAAAGUUAGACACCCCAAUGUCUUGGCUCUGAGGGCCUAUUACUUGGGACCCAAAGGGGAAAAGCUUCUGGUUUUUGAUUACAUGCCUAAAGGAGGUCUUGCUUCUUUCCUACAUGGUGGUGGAACUGAAACCUUCAUUGAUUGGCCAACAAGGAUGAAAAUAGCACAGGACAUGGCUCGUGGCUUGUUUUGUCUUCAUUCCCUGGAGAACAUUAUACAUGGGAACCUCACAUCCAGCAAUGUGUUGCUUGAUGAGAACACAAAUGCUAAAAUUGCAGAUUUUGGUCUUUCUCGGUUGAUGUCAACUGCUGCUAACUCCAACGUGAUAGCUACUGCUGGAGCAUUGGGAUACCGGGCACCAGAGCUCUCAAAGCUCAAGAAAGCAAACACUAAAACUGAUAUAUACAGUCUUGGUGUUAUCUUGUUAGAACUCCUAACGAGGAAGUCACCUGGGGUGUCUAUGAAUGGACUAGAUUUGCCUCAGUGGGUUGCCUCUAUUGUCAAAGAGGAGUGGACAAAUGAGGUUUUUGAUGCAGACAUGAUGAGAGAUGCAUCGACAGUUGGCGAUGAGUUGCUGAACACGUUGAAGCUCGCUUUGCACUGUGUUGAUCCUUCUCCAUCAGUACGCCCGGAAGUUCAUCAAGUGCUCCAGCAGCUAGAAGAGAUUAGACCAGAGAGAUCAGUCACAGCCAGUCCUGGGGACGAUACCAUAUAGCACAAUUUUUGCAUUGAUUUUUUUUUUUGUGCCAAACGUAGUUGUUUUGAUACAAGUCAUAAGUGCUUCUGAAAACUUAUCUCCUGGAAAUAUAGAGCUUUUUUCCAGUUGAGAUGUUUUGAAAAGCUCUUAAAAGCAGCACCUUCUACCUUUUGUAUCCGAACAGGCUACUACUAUUAGUACUAUAUAUAUGUUCUAUGAUUCUUUCAUUCUUAUAUUAAUUUUGCCUGUUUGAAUGCUUGAAAUUGUACAUACUACAUACUACAACAAAGUGUAGUUUCUGUUUAAUUUUGCCUCUACCCCCAAAGCUGGUGUGUAAUUCUGUUUCCUCCAAGGCACAUAAUAGUUGAAAUAGUUGCUCACUCAGGAGCAUCCAUUAUUUAUUCUUCGAGAUUCUCUUUCA
Molecule: messenger RNA, 3140 nt
Organism: Glycine soja
Lineage: Eukaryota; Viridiplantae; Streptophyta; Magnoliopsida; Fabales; Fabaceae
Product: probably inactive leucine-rich repeat receptor-like protein kinase IMK2
Exons: 2
Coding region: 44-2737 (897 amino acids)
Biological process (GO): protein phosphorylation
Molecular function (GO): protein binding; protein kinase activity; ATP binding
Source: RefSeq, a predicted model, not a curated record